Messenger RNA from Aspergillus pseudoviridinutans, 1245 nucleotides. RefSeq names its product metalloendopeptidase WSS1. The coding region runs from base 1 to 1245 and encodes 414 amino acids. The record is from RefSeq and is a predicted model, not a curated record. Lineage: Eukaryota; Fungi; Ascomycota; Eurotiomycetes; Eurotiales; Aspergillaceae. The transcript is spliced from 2 exons.
AUGCGUGAACUAGACCCACUGGUCUCCGAGUACCAACAUGACAAACACCGGCCCAGAGAAGCAGAGGCUUUGUUGAUGCUCCGGAAGAUCGCUUCCCUAGUCAAACCAAUUAUGCGUCAGAGGGCUUGGAGGGUAGGAACACUGUGUGAAUUCUACCCACAGCAACGAAAUCUCUUGGGCUUGAAUGUCAACGCGGGCCAGAAAAUAUGUCUCCGUUUGCGAUACCCCUCCGACGAGCGUCAAUUCCUACCUUUAGAGCAAGUAGUUGAUACGAUGCUGCACGAGCUCUGUCAUAUUGUACAUGGACCACAUAAUCAGCAUUUCAACGCCUUAUGGAACCAGUUACGUGAUGAACAUGAAGAGCUAGUCAUGAAAGGUUACACUGGAGAGGGUUUCCUCUCCCAAGGUAAACGCUUGGGCGGUCGKAACAUGCCAAUAGACGAGGCGCGCCGCGUAGCCAGAGCGGCUGCAGAGCGGAGACGGGCCCUUGCAGCAGGAUCAGGACAGCGGCUUGGCGGUGCCCCCGUAUUGCGGGGAACAGAUAUGCGCAGAGUCAUUGCUGAUGCCGCGCAGAGGCGUAUCGACGUGACCAAGGGCUGUGCCUCCGGGGCAGACAACAGCGUUGAGCUUGCAGAGGAAGCCUCUAGGAAUGGGUUUCGCACCAAAGCCGAAGAAGACGAUGCAAACGAACGGGCUAUCAUGGAAGCUUACAUUGAUUUGAUACAGCAAGAAGAAAGGGAGAGAUACGGGCCUUCUUACAUUCCCCCUUCCCAGGAAAUCCCUGCCGGGCCUCGGUCAGCUCUUUCUCCUCCUCCUGUACCAGAAAACACCAAACCUAGUACCUUGACUCAGCCGCAAGACUCGAUUGAUCUCACCUAUGAUAAUACCUCUUACGAACAACCCUGGACAUGCCCUAUCUGCACUCUUGAGAACCCAGCCAACUUCCUGUGCUGUGAUGCUUGUGCUUCGGAACGCCCACGACCCUCGGCUACUAGAUCACCAUCUGGACCUUCAACCACAGGUCCUUGCAGCACAGACAAUCGCAACAAGAAGAAGCGCCCGAUAAGCCAAUCUGCCAGUCAGACUGUUCUUAAGAACAGAACUAGGGCCGUGGAAACCCUCGCUGCCCUUGAUAGCAAUAUCGCCAAGCGGCCCUUGGGCUGGAUCUGUCAAACAUGCGGCACAUUCAUGGAAACGGAAUGGUGGACUUGUUCAAACUGUGGAAUGAUGAAGCAGGGCUCGUGA